AUGGUCUACGACUGGGAAGGAAAGCGUGAUAUAUGCUAUCAGAUGUAUAUCGAGGACAAGAAAGCUCUAGAGGAGAUAAUGGAGUUCAUGAAGGACUCGUAUCAAUUUUCACCGAGUAAACGCGCUUUUCAGACACAGUUCAAACGAUGGGGGUUCCCGUCGAAGCAAAAUCCUGCCCAUAAAAAUGCCAUGCUGGUUGCACGAGUGAAGGAGCUCUGGGAACAGAACGUUAACCAACGUGAGAUGCUGAGGAUCCUGAAUGACGAGGGGUUCAACAUCAAGGAAAGAGAGUUGAUGCGAGUACGCGCUAAGAAUCGCUGGCUUUUGCGUGUCCCCAAUGGCAUGAAAUCAGAGGCACACGGACAACCGUCAAUUGAAACAUCUGUCGAAGAGGGUGUGCUUACAUUGCAGCAGGAGAUGUACGAGGGGCAUAGGCUCUCUAACGACAAUCAAUUGCUAACAAGCCAACCACCAUUUCAAACCUCCGUUCCUCCCAAUCCGUCACCGGAGAUCCUUGCAAGGCGUAAAGAGCGACUAGAGAGGUUACAAGCAGAAAGUGCCGAACGAUGGGCCAGCAAGAAACGUCGACGGCGAACCCGCGGUUGGGCAGGCUUACCAGCCGAUCCUCCUGGACCACCUCGGUUCCCUUCAGAAACUACCAUUGAUGAAAGUAAACAGUACCUCAACUUAGAUUCGGAACUCUAUCGUAAGAUACGUGACGAUUUCCAGAAAAUUUGCGAAGAGGCUGGCUUUAUAAAAAAGACUAUCGCUGGUCCAGAGCGGUGGCAGGAAGCUAAGAACAGACUAAUUCGUGAAUCUGCCCAUCUCAGAAGUGUUUUUUACACGGAUCCCACUAUGACAGAUACAAGCCAGUUGGAGGCCAAGAAGCUAGCGUUGGAUGUUGUUUGCACAGAUGUCACUAAACGUAUGAGAACUUUGGAGCGCCGAAUGACUAUUGCGGAGGCGAAAAACGCCCUUGGUGUUAACCCUGAGGAGAGUCGGCAAAUUCGCACCGCAUUCUACAAUACCUUGAAGGCUGAUCACUUCACCAGCAAACUCGAAGCAGGUGAUGAACAUUGGAGAGAACUGAAGGAACAGUGGAUUCACGGAUCUGAGCUUCUCCAGAGAAUCCUGGCACCAGGGAUGGCAGAUCCUGACCAUUCCACCAAAGUGAAAGCCAUAGAGGUUCUUUGUCGUGACGUUAUGAAACGGCUCCGCGAUGAUCAAGCAAAACGAGAUCCUUUGGGAAAAAGUUCAAAACCAAAGCCCAAACCUUCACAAACUAACACAGGAAAUGUCAUUUCUAAUACAUAUAACCAUGGCAUAAGUACUUUAGCCUCCGAAGCGCUUGCAAGUGCAUCCAUGACAACCAACGAUCUCGGUGAGAUGCAAAUAGAUCCUUCACUUCUCCAAGCCGCAAAUGAUACAUCGGUUGCAGGAACAUUUCAACAAAACACAGAACCGACCUUCGGCUAUGUUGAGUCACUUCUUGUUCGUCCUCCAAUUGCAGUUUACUUCCGCAUCAGUCCUCAAAGCCAAAUUCACGGCGCGUCGAAAACCUGGGUCGAAAAACUCAUUUCCAGUUCGGUAGCAGAACUGCGAAACCUGAUUCAAGCGAAAUAUCCCGCUUCCGUUGUUACUAGAAUCGAGGGUAUUGAAAAGGAUGAAAGGGGGGAUGAGAUAUCUUUUGUGGUUGAUGAAGAUCACGAGUUGGAUGCUUAUUUAACCCAUAUGCAUGGAAGAAAAGCCUCAUUUGUAAUCCGUUUGAGUCCAAGAGGACAAUGA
Messenger RNA from Talaromyces proteolyticus, 1785 nucleotides. RefSeq lists its product as uncharacterized. The transcript has 2 exons. The record is from RefSeq and is a predicted model, not a curated record. Bases 1 to 1785 code for a protein of 594 amino acids. NCBI's taxonomy places the organism in Eukaryota, Fungi, Ascomycota, Eurotiomycetes, Eurotiales, Trichocomaceae.